Amaranthus tricolor (Joseph's coat) is the source of this 1925-nucleotide messenger RNA. RefSeq names its product zinc finger BED domain-containing protein RICESLEEPER 2-like. The record is from RefSeq and is a predicted model, not a curated record. NCBI's taxonomy places the organism in Eukaryota, Viridiplantae, Streptophyta, Magnoliopsida, Caryophyllales, Amaranthaceae. The coding region runs from base 77 to 1720 and encodes 547 amino acids. The transcript has 2 exons. Gene Ontology annotation, molecular function: protein dimerization activity; DNA binding.
UUCCAUUCUAACCCUAAUAUUUCAGUCGACGAACGAAAGCAUUUCUUGCCUUCUACAAGUUCACAACCAGGAAGACAUGUCAACGUCGAGUGUUGAUUCUAAUGACAGCCAUCUAGAAAAAGUUCAACAAGCCCUCGCGAGAAUGGUAUGCAACGAGGGAGUGCGACCUCAAUCGUUUUGCCAUGAUCAUCAACCUUUCGGGCGAUUUAUUGAUACCCUGAAUCCGAAAUUGCGUUCUUGCCUCACCUUUAAGUCCCUUGAACAAAACUGCAUGAAAAUAUACAAGGUAGAGCAAGAAAAGGUGAAGGAAACUUUCUCUAAACUUGGUCGGAAAAUUAGUCUCUCAGUAGAUUUACUUUUACAUGAGAAGUUUGAUUCAGUCGAUGAAUAUGUUUGCAUAAGUGCCCAUUUUAUUGAUGAUGAUUGGAAGUUAAAAAAGUGGGUUGUUGAGUACUGUCGUGAUUUUGAUACCGAUAUCAAUUUCCCUAAUAAUGCCAUUUUAAAGUCUUUGAAAGAGUAUGACAUUGAGGACAAAUUACUGAAUUUGACUGGUGCAGAAACUGGUCCCUUGGCUGAAUGUGUGAAGGUACAUUUACAAGACAUUACAAGUUUCCCACUAGACGGGCGAUUGUUUCAUGUGCAAUGCAGCUGUGAUAUGAUCAGUCGUAUGGUUAAGAAAGGAUUUAAGCUAAUUAGCGUAAUAAUCGAUAAGGCUGAGACGGUAAGCAUGUCCAAGCCCUUGCCCUUGUGGCAUCUUACUAGUUCUAAGCUCUCAGAAGUUUUGAAGUCUAAAGUUUUAAGGAAGAAAGUACUGUCAUCAGAGGAACGGGAAAAGGCCAGGACCGUCUGUGCGAUUGCUGAUAGAAUUUAUGAAAUUGUGAAAGGAUUGUUUGAAGUUAAGAGUCCAACAGCUAAUAUCUUCCUACCUCAUAUGCAAGAGAUUCGGGCUUACCUUGCUGAACAGUCUGCUAGUUCAGAUGCAUUUGUGAAGCUUGUGACAAAGAAAAUGUGCAAGGUUUUUGAUAAGUAUUGGGAUGAUACAUUUUUAGUUCUUUCAAUUGCCGCAUUUUUGGAUCCUCGUUAUAAAAUGAAAUACGUGGAGUUUGUUCUGUGUGACGAGUCAAAGGCUGCUGUUGUUUUAAACACCAUUCGAGAGCUGUACGAUGGGUAUGUGGUUCAACCAAAGGAGUAUGAAUUAAGCGAGUCUAGUUCUGAGUCUAGUGACGAGGAUGAGGGUGAGGAAGGAGAAGAGGACGAGAUCAAGGAAGUGGAUGUAAGGUCUAAUGAAUUGGUUAAGAAAAGUCGUGUCAACAUUCUCGAGACUCUGAAUGGGCUGAAAGAUUACUGCGAGUCGAUGCAACCUAUGGACGAUAGUAUGGAUGUGAAGUCGGAUUUGGAUUGGUAUCUGGAAGAGCCGGUUUUUCCGUGGAAGGGGAAUUUCAGUGUGUUGCAGUGGUGGAAAGACAAUCGCUACAAGUAUCCCCGGCUUGCUAGCAUGGCUCGCGACUUCUUGGCUAUUCCUUUGACUGUCGCGACUUGUUCUAAAGCAUACUACACCGAGCCUAGGGAUGCAGAUAAGACAGUGGUGUCUCUGAAACCUGACCUGAUGAAUGCCUUGAUGUGCACCAGGAGCUGGAAACCGGGUUAUGGAAAUGAUUUAAGAUGGUAUGCAAUAAGGGAGCUUUUUUUAGGUAUCAUUCCAUUUAUGCCAUCUAAGUGAAUAUCCUCUUGAACUUUGAUAUCUGGUGUUUUGGUGCAGCUUCUGUUUUCCAGCCAUAAGUUUUUGUUGAAAGUGAAUGUAGGGGUAGCAAGUAACAACUAACAUACAUGAAGGAAGGCUUCUAUUUUUGGAAAAUAUGUAGGAAAUUGGAUUAGUACUGAUUUUGUUACUGAUAUGGAGUACUAUGUUUAGUAUAUCUCAAAUU